UCGCCUUACAUGAGCUAAAUUGGGAGUUGGAAUGUCAUGCAGAUGCCCCUUGUUCCCUACCCCCAUGUUAAAAUUAAUCUCCUCUCUGGGAAGUAAGGGACAAACAGUGCUGCCCAUAGAGGGAACAAGAGUCAUUUGGGGAACAAAAGAAAUUUCCAGGGACAGAGUCAUUCAGGGAGGGAGGGAUAGAUAAAGCUACAUGUGUCUGGCUGGGUUACAGAGCAAAGAAUAGAGAAGUGUCUGAAAACAGCUAUCUGAGGACGAGGUGAAUUGUUGGAGGAGGGGACAGGAGAGAUAGCAGAGCUAUUUCAAGAGUGAGCAGUAGAAGGGAACAAGAAUCCACGGACGGUCUAAGCGAGGAAGGGUCCAGAGGCAGUGAGGGAAGGCCAGGACCAGGGCCGAGGCCAGGGCAGGCACGAUCGCUGAGGGGAUGAACUUCACAGUGGGUUUCAAGCCGCUGCUAGGGGAUGCACACAGCAUGGACAACCUGGAGAAGCAGCUCAUCUGCCCCAUCUGCCUGGAGAUGUUCUCCAAACCAGUGGUGAUCCUGCCCUGCCAGCACAACCUGUGCCGCAAGUGUGCCAACGACGUCUUCCAGGCCUCGAACCCUCUGUGGCAAUCCCGGGGCUCCACCACUGUGUCUUCCGGAGGCCGUUUCCGUUGCCCAUCUUGCAGGCAUGAGGUUGUCCUGGACAGACAUGGCGUCUAUGGCCUGCAGCGAAACCUACUAGUGGAGAACAUUAUCGACAUUUACAAACAAGAGUCUUCCCGACCACUGCACUCCAAGGCUGAGCAGCACCUUAUGUGCGAGGAGCAUGAAGAGGAGAAGAUCAAUAUCUACUGCCUGAGCUGUGAAGUGCCCACCUGCUCUCUCUGUAAGGUCUUCGGUGCCCACAAGGACUGUGAGGUGGCCCCCCUGCCCACCAUUUACAAACGCCAGAAGAGUGAGCUCAGCGAUGGAAUCGCAAUGCUGGUGGCCGGCAACGACCGCGUGCAGGCAGUGAUCACACAGAUGGAGGAGGUGUGCCAGACCAUAGAGGACAACAGCCGGCGGCAGAAGCAGUUACUAACCCAGAGGUUCGAGGCCCUGUGCGCGGUGCUGGAAGAGCGCAAGGCUGAGUUGCUGCAGGCGCUGGCCCGCGAGCAGGAGCAGAAGCUGCAGCGCGUGCGGGGCCUCAUCCGCCAGUACGGAGACCACCUGGAGGCUUCCUCUAAGCUCGUGGAGUCGGCCAUCCAGUCCAUGGAGGAGCCACAGAUGGCGCUCUACCUCCAGCAGGCCAAGGAGCUGAUCAAUAAGGUCGGGACAAUGUCGAAAGUGGAGCUGGCAGGACGGCCAGAGCCGGGCUAUGAAAGCAUGGAUCAGUUCACCGUGAGCGUGGAGCACGUGGCCGAAAUGCUGAGGACCAUCGACUUCCAGGCGGGCGCUUCCGGAGAGGAAGAGGAUGAGGAGGUGGCGUUGGAGGGGGAAGAGGGCAGCGCGGGGCCAGAGGAAGAGCGGCCGGAUGGGCCGGAAGGCACCGGCGGGCACUGACCCGCCCCCGCUUUGGGGAGCCCGCGCACCUGGGGCCUGGCGCUCAGGUCGCGGAGGACCUGCGCAGAGACCACCGCGCCACACAGCUCGGCGCCCCGCCGCGGGGGAGGGACUCAAUAAAG
This is a messenger RNA of Prionailurus viverrinus (fishing cat), 1653 nucleotides long. It is a transcript of the gene TRIM54, whose product is annotated as tripartite motif containing 54. NCBI's taxonomy places the organism in Eukaryota, Metazoa, Chordata, Mammalia, Carnivora, Felidae. The record is from RefSeq and is a predicted model, not a curated record. Gene Ontology annotation, molecular function: zinc ion binding. The transcript is spliced from 9 exons. Bases 431 to 1531 code for a protein of 366 amino acids.